Rubroshorea leprosula is the source of this 979-nucleotide messenger RNA. Lineage: Eukaryota; Viridiplantae; Streptophyta; Magnoliopsida; Malvales; Dipterocarpaceae. The record is from the annotation of a GenBank genome assembly.
CUCCUUGGCUUCUGCUUGGAAGGAAAGGAAAGACUUCUCAUCUAUGAAUUUGUGCCAAAUUCUAGCCUUGAUCAAUUCAUAUUUGGUAUGUACUUGUUUCAUCUCUCUUUGAGUUCAAAUUUCGAAUUUUGUUCAAAAGUAAUUUCAUUUGAGUUUGCAUAUUUUGAAGGAGUUGCACCUCUGAUGGUCGAGAAAAGGACUUGCAACUCUAUGUCCUCUUUUUCCACUCUGUUUUAUAUACAGGGUCCUUGUUUUGUUUUAGUAAUUUGCAUACUCACAUGAACUAUGAAUAUAUAGAUCCAAUCAAGCGUGCACAAUUAUAUUGGGAAAGACGUUAUGGAAUCAUUUUAGGCAUUGUUCGUGGUCUUCUUUACCUCCACGAGAACUCUCGUCUUCGAAUUAUUCAUCGUGAUCUCAAAGCAAGUAACAUUUUGUUAGAUGAAGAUAUGAAUGCUAAAAUUGCAGAUUUUGGCAUGGCAAGAUUAUUUGGAAGAGAUGAAACACAAGGCAACACUAGUAGAAUUGUGGGAACUUAGUAAGUAUAUCAAUGAAAAAUAGUAAAACUGAUUUUUUUUUCUCUUAUACACACUGGAUACAUGGCUCCAGAAUAUGUAGUGCGUGGACAGUUUUCAGUAAAAUCAGACGUUUUCAGUUUUGGUGUAUUAUUACUGGAAAUUGUUAGUGGUCGGAGAAAUAGUUGGUUUCAAAAUGAGGAUGUAGAGGAUCUACUAAGCUGUGUAAGUUUGAAAAUCUAACUUAUGUUUUUCUGUUGUUAAAAUAAUAGUUCGAGUAUUGGCUAGAUCUCAUUCCAAUGUUGUAUUCGGGUGCACAUUUUUAACUUUUUCCAGGCAUGGAGAAACUGGAACGAAGGGACAGCUUUAAAUUUCAUCGAUCCAACUUUAAGGAAUGAUUCGAGGACGAAUCAAAUGAUGACUUGCAUCCACAUUGGAUUGUUGUGCGUUCAAGAAAAUGUUGCAUA